Messenger RNA from Fusarium musae, 555 nucleotides. RefSeq lists its product as uncharacterized. The coding region runs from base 1 to 555 and encodes 184 amino acids. The transcript has a single exon. NCBI's taxonomy places the organism in Eukaryota, Fungi, Ascomycota, Sordariomycetes, Hypocreales, Nectriaceae. The record is from RefSeq and is a predicted model, not a curated record.
AUGGGUUACCUCAAUUACGAGCCUGAUUCGUCAGUGGCAGACUUCACCAUCUCCAAACAAGCCUACCUCACUUCCCGCCCAGAAGUCUCUUUUGGAUACGUCGCAUCCAGUUCCCUCGUCUUGGACGCAACAGCCACCUCGGAGCAUCGUAUUCUCCUUUUACAGCGCGCUGAAACCGACGACGAUGCCGGCAAGUGGGAGCCUCCAGGUGGUGCUUGCGAUGACUGCGAUAAGAGCAUCUUGAGUGCUGCCGCACGUGAGCUGCAUGAAGAAGCAGGUCUCGAUGCGAAAUGGAUCGGUGGCCCUGUCGACAAACCCCAUUUCUUCACUCUUGACGACGGGAAAAGGGUCUGCCAGUUCGACUUUAUGGUUCGCGUAGAUACGAACAACCAAGCAGUGAAGAUAUCCCCGGAUGAGCAUCAGCGCUUUAUCUGGGCUACUGAGCACGAGGUGAAGUCGAGGAAAGUGGGCGAUAUUGAUAUCGAGUUCACGAGAGGUGAAGUUCGGCGAACAGUGUUGGCAGCAUUCCAUCACGCAAGCAACAUCCACGUUUGA